Messenger RNA from Schistocerca serialis cubense, 975 nucleotides. Its product is annotated as protein roadkill-like. Gene Ontology annotation, biological process: regulation of proteolysis; proteasome-mediated ubiquitin-dependent protein catabolic process. Gene Ontology annotation, molecular function: ubiquitin protein ligase binding. NCBI's taxonomy places the organism in Eukaryota, Metazoa, Arthropoda, Insecta, Orthoptera, Acrididae. Bases 1 to 975 code for a protein of 324 amino acids. Gene Ontology annotation, cellular component: cytoplasm. The record is from RefSeq and is a predicted model, not a curated record. The transcript has 3 exons.
AUGGAAGUGGUUAAGGACAUCACGGAGACGGCGGCCGUGGACCUGGGGGACCUCCUGGACGCCGGGGACGACGCCGUGGUGAUACUCGAGGCAGGCGACACGCGGCUGUUGGCGCACAGGGCCGUCCUGGCGGACAGGAGCCCUGUGUUCGCCGCCAUGUUCGCCCACGACACCCUCGAGGCCAGCAGCGGCGCGGUGAGCAUCCCGGACGUGGGGGGCCCGGUGCUGAGGCAGCUGGUCUCCUACCUGUACACCCUGCGGGCCCCCCAGCUGCCCGGCGCGGCCCCCCAGCUGCUGGCCGCAGCGGAUAAAUACGGGGUGUCGCGGCUGAAGGCGGAGUGCGAGCGGCAGGUGGCCGCUCAGCUGACCGUGGAGACCGCGGCGGCCGCGGCCGUCCUCGCAGUCCGCCACUCCUGCAGUGACCUCAGGCGAGCCGCCAUCGAAUUUAUUAAGGCCCGUACCCACGAGGUGAUGGCCACGCAGGGGUGGGCAGAUGCGAUGCGGAAGCAGCCGGAAGACUUGAUCGAAGUGAGCCGGUUGCUGUAUGAUCCACCACCAAAAAGCAGCCCACCAGCCGCUGCACAGCUGAGGAGCCUCUCUGCAGGAGAGAGGGGCAGGAGGCUGGUCCAGGCGGCUGAGGAGGGGGCAGUGGGGGAGCUGAGGGCGCUGAUCGCCACAGGGGCCGACGUGGAGGCGAGGGGCGGGUGGAGCGGGUGGACCGCCCUGCACUGGGCAGCAGCCAGGGGAGACGUCGAGGCGGCGAGGCUGCUGGUGGGGGCGGGGGCGGCGGUGGACGCCAGGGGUGAUGAUGGGUGGACGCCGCUCCAUGUUGCGGCAGCCAGUGGCCACGCAGAAGUGGCGGCUGCGCUGCUCGUCGCGGGGGCCGACAGGGGGGCCACAACUGGUGGUGGGCAGACAGCGCUGGACCUCGCCAGGCAGCGCAACCACAGGCGGCUGGUGGAGAUGCUGUCAUGA